This is a messenger RNA of Styela clava, 2568 nucleotides long. The record is from RefSeq and is a predicted model, not a curated record. NCBI's taxonomy places the organism in Eukaryota, Metazoa, Chordata, Ascidiacea, Stolidobranchia, Styelidae.
UAGAAAUGGGAGUUUUCACGUUUUAAAAUAAUUCCGUUCACUAAAGUGGAUUUCAAGAUAUUGAUUUACCUUGGAUUAAUACCAACUCUGUGAAUCACUUCUAUCGGAAUAUACGACUGGUUGUUUAAAUGUCUUGAAAAUGGCUAAUCAAGGUCAACCACAAGAGGGAGCUAAUAAUGUGAACAUUCAAGACGCACAUAUCAAUGAACUGCAUGCAGCCAAUGUAAAUCGGCUUCAUGCUCAGGCAGACAUAGUUCAAGUGGGUGACAUUCAACAAGCUCAUGCAGAGUUCAUUCAUGCAGACAAUGUUCAGAACCUUCAUGUACACUAUGACAAUGAUGCAGCGCCACCUCCACCAGCUGCACUACAACCUCAAUUACAACAUGAUGCAGCAUUUCCCAGGACUAUGCAAGAGGAAAUGCCGUCCACUUCAGGUUAUGCAUCGAGUACACACAGCACAGAACGACGGAAUGUUAACUUAGAAAUGCGCAACGAAGAGUUGCUUGUGGCAGGUGAAUCGAUAUUAUCCAAGGGACAAAAUGCAACUACAAUAAUUCGUGACAGUGUUUUCAACAUCAUGGGAGGCUCACAAUAUGCUCUGCACCCUCCAGCUGUACCACAACCUCAGGUACAAGCUGAUGAAGCUUCAACCAGAACUAUGCAAGAGGAAAUGCCGUCCACUUCAGGAGAAACUACAAGAGCUCAGAAAAUGAAGGGAUCCACUGAUGCCAAACUUGCCUCAGAUGGUUUUCCUUGUCCAGUCUAUGAAAUCGCGCCUAUACCAUCAAGAAUCCGUACAAAAAAAGGAAUUGGUAAAAAGGCAAAAAGGAAACGAAGAAAGCAUGCAAAAAAAUUUAUCAAAUAUUUCAACAAGAGAACCCUGGAGCAAACAAAAGUGAAAAUCACAGAAGAUUACAAACAGCUAAACCUAAACGAACCAGACUUUGAAGUAAAUCCCCAACUUAGAGAAGUGCCACAUUUCUACAGAGGAGAAAUGGCCCCCAAGACUAGGCAAUAUAAUAUCGAGACUGGAUUCACUGUCAUAACAAAUGAAGAAAAAUUUGGAAAACCUAUUUCUCAUAAUGAACUCAUAGAAAAAUUAGGCAACAAAAAAUACAGGUAUAUUGCCAUAUUGGGACAGGCAGGUGGUGGGAAAACGACAAGUAUGAAACGCCUUGCACGAACACUUCAUAUCACAAACAAAUUAGGAGAAGAAGCCCAAGCCGAAGAAGCAUUGCAGCUGGAACAUCGCUUUGAAUUUAUUCAUCACUUGAACAUCAAAGAUAUCCCCGUUUUAAAAGGAACUACACGAGAUGAAGCCAUCAGUCCAUUUGAACUUCUUUUUGGGAAAGAAGCUUCAGGACUCUCACCACAAGAAUUGGAAGAAGGCUAUGAACGGCUGCAACAAAAUCAAUCAAAGUCAAUUCUUUUUCUUGACGGACUUGAUCAAGCAACUUGGACUAUUCUCGGCAAACACAACAAGAUGAAAUAUACCGAUAAAUCUAGCACAGCAACUGUCAUGUACAAUAUCAUAACAGGAAAUCUCUUUCCUGACAUGACGAUCGUGAUUUCAUCGCGCGAGUUCAGAGUGGCAUCACUCCCAUCAGAAUUGAGGCCGCAAUUCAUAACUGCCCUCGCUGGUCUGGCUCAAAAUGAUAUCAAGCGUUUGUUCAUUGCAAUUAUAGGAGACAGCGGUGAAAAAGCUUGGGAGAAAUUAACAGUGCAGUCACCCGCACUUAUCCCGUUAUCAUCUGUUCCUCUUUUCCUAAUAUUCAAUGCAAUCGUUUGCAAGGACAACCCAGAUAAUCCACCAGAUACUAUGACUGAGGUAAUGCUACAAAUCCUCCACAUCUUCAUGCGAUCAGAUCAUGCCCAUAAAAAGGAACCUAUUGAAGAAAUACUCCAGAAACUGAUGCAAAUGUCAUUCGAAGGCACAAAAGAAAAGCGAGUCAUUUUCACAAUCAAGGAUCUCGAAAAAGUAAAGCUUAGUCCUCUUGAGGUUCGGGACUUUGUCAUCAAGGUACCUGGGAAAAAUAUGUUCAAUCAGCAUCUCAUGGAAGGAGACCAUCUAAUGUUCUUCAGCCAUCAAAUCCUUCAAGAAGUAUUAUCCGCUCUCUAUAUUUCAAACAUGGAUUCUAUUGCGUUUCGCACCUUUAUCGAAACUGAGAUUCGAGACGAUCAUUGGGCAGUUAUUCGACGUUUUCUAAGUGGAAAUAUUCUGAAUCCUGAUAUUGAAAGCAGUCUUAUAACAAAUCUUUCUUCUGGUGCCAGACAAGAUGAUAAAAGAGAAAUUCUAAGAAAAUUUCUCGCACAUCAAUCAAGUCAAGAAAUGGAAUCGUAUCAGAAGUUGGAGCUGUUUGGGACAUUAUACGAAGCUAAUGACACCGAUCUUAUUCGUUCCUGCAUCAAGUACAUCAAUUUUCACACGAAUCCUUCACUACAGUCGGAAUGCAUGCAAUGUCAUCGGUCAUGCGACGUUGCAGCCAACUAGAUCAGGUUCGCCUCUCCAAUUGUGGUCUCAAUGCCGAGUUGGUUCAUAUCCUGAAGUCAAAUCUAAAUGGUUCUUCU